Serpula lacrymans var. lacrymans S7.9 is the source of this 1236-nucleotide messenger RNA. RefSeq lists its product as uncharacterized. The transcript has 5 exons. Lineage: Eukaryota; Fungi; Basidiomycota; Agaricomycetes; Boletales; Serpulaceae. The record is from RefSeq and is a predicted model, not a curated record. Bases 307 to 1236 code for a protein of 309 amino acids.
GAUGCAUUAUGGUCUUGCGGUCAUGCAGCGCCUUUCAAGUUUUGUAUUAAACAUAUAAUUGUUUCCUUCUGAUAGCUCUUUAAAUAUCCCCUACUACAUAGGUUCUACUUCCCAGUUCAAUCGAUGGAGUUGAGGGCAGUGCAUCCCAACGUAUCUUAUCGUGGUCGCUGGCAUCGCUCUUCAGAAGAUACUUGUAUAGCCUCAUGGUGCAGUUCCUCGUUUGUGCUUCAGGUAUCUGGAGGAUGUUUGAAGAUUCGGUGCGGAAAUUAGACGUGUCGAAAAGAUCCAUGGAAUGGCGGUACUCCCAUGCUCGUAUGGACUAUCACGCGUGAUGGCUCUUCUGAGCCCUUUACAGUCGAAAGCGGAGAUAUGGAACCUUCUCGGGAGCUCGUUUUGUUUGAUGCAAAUCGUAUACCCGACUUUUCUGAGGGUGUAUACUGUAUAGAAGUCACGCUAGUAGAUUGGGCGUCCAGUUUGGAAGUGGAAGCUAUUAUUGUGGAUUCAGAAUCAUCGUUGCUGCCCUAUUCUACUGCUGACGCUAUCUUGGGGCCGACUCCCAUACUGCUGAUCGGCGACUCCAUAUCUUGCGGAUAUGCCGUAUCUAAGGAAGACGGUGGCCAGCCUAUUCCUCGUGGUUAUCUUGAUGCCUUUCCCACUAUCGCACAGCGCUUGUUAAGCAGAUAUGGAGGCUCGCCUCAUAUACUGUUUGAAACUAUAUCGUAUCCCGGUGUGACUUUGGUCAACCCUACGGCGGAGGAGGCCGAAGAGGGCAUGGCGGAAGGCAUGUUAGCCAAGUUUUUCCAGGUCUCACCCUGGGACUCUGCCUUGUGCUCCAGUCAUAGAAACAAGCCAUCCGUAGUGAUGAUCGCUCUUGGCACCAAUGAUGAUGCAUUAGAUGUAUCAACAGAAAGUUUCUCAGCGUCAUUCAACGAGCUCAUCGGACGGCUUUUCCAGCUGUACGAAUCGUCGCUCGCUUGCGUUAUUUUCAUUGAACCAUUUCCAGACUUCACGGAAGGCGACGACAUUGAACCAUCGACCCUGUCCUCUUGCAUUCCAGCCGUCUUCGAACAGCUCCGUCAGCGAUAUGAACACGUUACGUUUCAUAGUAUUAACAUCAGCUCGGGGAUUGAGCGCAGACACACUAUGGAUGGAUUACAUCCCAACGUAAAAGGGCAUGAAGUUCUUGGGAAGAAUCUUGCAGAUCAGCUCUGUAUUAUCUUGAAACCUGUAAUCUAG